AUGAGGUGCUUACUCUUGGUCCUGAUCCUCGUCUUGCUCUCCCAUGUCCUGCCAGUUACGAGUGGACCAAAUGCAUACAUCAAACAUGUCUUUUCUUCAUGCUGGCGAAUGAAAGGUACCU
Molecule: messenger RNA, 121 nt
Organism: Galeopterus variegatus (Sunda flying lemur)
Lineage: Eukaryota; Metazoa; Chordata; Mammalia; Dermoptera; Cynocephalidae
Gene: DEFB135
Product: defensin, beta 135
Exons: 2
Source: RefSeq, a predicted model, not a curated record